Saccoglossus kowalevskii is the source of this 1242-nucleotide messenger RNA. RefSeq names its product beta-1,3-glucan-binding protein-like. NCBI's taxonomy places the organism in Eukaryota, Metazoa, Hemichordata, Enteropneusta, Harrimaniidae. Gene Ontology annotation, biological process: carbohydrate metabolic process. Gene Ontology annotation, molecular function: hydrolase activity, hydrolyzing O-glycosyl compounds. The record is from RefSeq and is a predicted model, not a curated record.
AUGGCGGAACACCAAGGAAGCAACUUGAGUGCCAGUAAUUCUGGUAGCCAGAAAGACGCGUCAACUGCGUCAUACGACAACUUAGCCAUAGAAGAAGGAGACAAGGUACUCUAUGCGAAUAUUAGCUCGUCGAAGAACACAAGUGCUGAGAAAAGUACAAAUUCGAAACCGCUGAUUAUUUUCCUCGUGUUAACCCUGUUUGUUGUUCUCGCCGUCGCCAUCACGGUGAUUGCGCUAUACGCUACCGGCAACUUACCGCUUAGUAGCUCAGAUGAUUUGAUAUUUGAAGACACAUUUGACACGUUCCGAUUUGACUGGUGGCAACACGAGAUUACGGCAGGGGGCGGUGGGAACUGGGAGUUUGAAUACUACACGAACAACCGCUCGAACAGUUACGUCAGAGAUAAUAUCCUGUAUAUCAAACCGACUCUGACUCUUGAUAAAUUCAAUAACGACGAGAACGCCAUUUUGCACGGCACGCUGGACCUAUGGGGUCAUACGCCGGCUAAUCUCUGUACUGGCAAUGCAUGGUGGGGGUGUUCACGUACGGGAGAUGGCAACAGCAUAGUGAAUCCCAUACAGUCAGCGAGGAUACGAACAGUUCACAGUUUUAGUGUAAAAUAUGGUAAAGUGGAAGUGGUAGCAAAAAUGCCACAGGGUGAUUGGAUAUGGCCAGCAAUAUGGAUGUUACCGAAGUAUAAUGAAUAUGGUGAUUGGCCAGCGUCCGGGGAAAUUGAUAUUGUUGAAACCAAAGGUAACGUGGACUAUAAAUCUCCUGACGGUGUUUCACAGGGUGUGGAUAGCAUGGGUAGUACAAUGCACUGGGGACCAUGUUGGCCGUGGAAUGGAUGGGACAAAACGCAUGCGACAAAAUUUUUUGUUGAUGACGAAUUAAUUUUAAAAGUCGACCCAGGUAAAGACGGGUUCUACAAAUACGGUGGAUGGCAUGAGAGUAUACCAGAUGUGAUGAACCCAUGGGCUAAUAGUCCAAAUAAAAUGGCGCCAUUUGAUAAAGAGUUCUACAUAGUUAUGAACGUUGCUGUUGGUGGUACCAAUGGUUUUUUCUGGGAGGGUAACAUAAAUGGUGGUUAUCCCAAACCGUGGAGCAAUGAUUCUCCGACGGCGGCAAAAGACUUCUGGGAGGCCAGGAAUCUCUGGUAUCCAACAUGGAACCCGGAAGUGAAUAACGGAGAGAGUGCGGCCAUGCAGAUCAAAAGUGUCCGAGUGUGGAGAGGGAAGUAA